Molecule: messenger RNA, 1236 nt
Organism: Penicillium paradoxum
Lineage: Eukaryota; Fungi; Ascomycota; Eurotiomycetes; Eurotiales; Aspergillaceae
Product: NAD(P)-dependent alcohol dehydrogenase
Exons: 2
Coding region: 1-1236 (411 amino acids)
Biological process (GO): D-sorbitol catabolic process
Molecular function (GO): zinc ion binding; L-iditol 2-dehydrogenase (NAD+) activity
Source: RefSeq, a predicted model, not a curated record
AUGGCAGACACAACCACCACCGCACUCGUUCUCCACGGCGCCAAAGACCUCCGUCUGGAACAACGCACCAUUCCCGCCCCAUCCACCACAGAAGUCCAAGUCGCCGUGCGCGCAACAGGUCUCUGUGGCUCAGAUCUACACUACUACAGCCACGGCCGCAAUGGCGACUUCGUCGUCCAGGAACCCAUGUGUCUAGGCCACGAAUCCUCCGGCACAGUCACGGCAACCGGCAGCGGCGUGUCAACUCUAAAUGUCGGCGACCGCGUCGCACUAGAAGUUGGUAUUCCAUGUCGCACCUGCGCCCUGUGCAAACAAGGCCGCUACAAUAUCUGCAAGAUGAUGCGGUUCCGCAGCUCAGCAAAGACCUUCCCCCAUCUCGAUGGCACAUUGAUGGAUCGCACAAAUCACCCAGCUGAUAUGUGUCAUUUGCUGCCGGAUACCGUGUCAGACGCGGGCGGUGCUCUCGUUGAGCCGCUUGCUGUCACGCUGCAUGCUGUGCGCCGCUCGCACCCCCCGAGUCGGGAGGAGGUUGCGCUGAAUCGGGCUGCUGGGGAGGAAACUGCAGCGCUAGUUUUCGGCGCUGGGGCGAUUGGACUUCUGCUUGCUGGGGCGUUGGCUGCUAGUGAGCACUUCUCGUCGAUUGUGGUUGCCGAUAUCGAUGCGCGGCGUUUGCAGAUUGCCGAGUCGAUGGGGUUGGGCUUGAAGACUGCUCUUAUUCCGAAGAUCGAUGAAGGGAAUCCGCCUCCAGCGAAGGAUGCCCCGCAUGCAGAGCAGACGGCUUAUGCGCUUGCGAAUGCGCAGCGGGUUGCGGCUGUCUUGAUUGAGACUGCGGGGGCACAGGAUGGGCUUGUGGUUCCGGGUUUCAGUCGCGUUUAUGAUUGUACUGGUGUGCCGGCUUGUGUGCAGGCUGGAAUCUAUGCUAGUGCGCCUGGUGGUGUGCUUGUGCAGAUUGGAAUGGGAAAUCCUGUUCAGACGCUGCCUGUUGGUGCGGCGGCUCUGCGGGAGGUCGAUAUUAUUGGUGUGUUCCGGUAUGACGGGUAUGCCUACCCUGCUGCUAUCGCGCUGCUGGCUAGUGGGAAGAUGAAGAGUGUCGAGGAAAAGGUUGUGACGCACAGGCUCAAGUUGGAGGAGGGAGAGCGGGCGUUUACGCUUGCUGGAAAUGGCGUUGAUGAGGAGGGAAACCCCGUUGUGAAGGUUAUCAUUGAGAACGAACGGGGCUCCAGUGGAUCUCUGUAA